Molecule: messenger RNA, 1266 nt
Organism: Coffea eugenioides
Lineage: Eukaryota; Viridiplantae; Streptophyta; Magnoliopsida; Gentianales; Rubiaceae
Exons: 3
Coding region: 1-1266 (421 amino acids)
Source: RefSeq, a predicted model, not a curated record
AUGAAUCGGAUACUCAUUGAUGGGGGAUUUGCUGUCAAUAUUAUGUCCGUACGUGCUAUGAAAGAACUAGGAAUCUCAAGCGAUGAACUCUCCCAGAGCCGCCUCAUGAUCCAAGGAUUUAACCAAGGGGGGCAAAGAGCAAUUGGUCUCAUAAGGCUUGAAUUGCUCAUUGGUGAGUUAUCUUCAAGUGCGUUAUUUCUUAUCAUUGAAGCCAAAACCUCUUAUAAUAUGCUCUUGGGACGACCCUGGAUUCACGAGAAUGAAAUUAUACCGUCUACUCUGCAUCAAUGUUUCAAAUAUUGUCGAGACGGUAUAGUUAAGAAGGUUGUUGCCGAUGAUAAACCUUUCACUAAGGUUGAGACUCACUUUACCGACGUCAAAUUUUAUCUUCAAAAAGAAGCAAAAAGGAAAGAAUCAGCAAGGGAAGAAAGUCAAGAUUCCAAAGUACCCAUUUUGCGUUAUAUUCCAAGAUCAAAGAGAGAAGAAGGUUUUGAUCCAAACGUAUAUAGACUUCUUGCUAAGGCCAGUUAUAACUCAAAUGAAAAGCAUGCAUUGGGCAAACUCCCUCCUGAGGUGACUGGCGAGAAGACUCGUGGAUUAACACCUACACAGAAAAUGUUGAAAGAAAAAGACUAUAAUGUUGAAAGUUCGUCGAUGGGUCUUAGUUAUCAACCGCCUUCUCCAAUGCGUAUAAUGAUUAAAAGGGCAAGUUGUAACUAUGUAAACGAGGAAAUGGAGGUCACAAGCCGAAGGAGAUCUGUGUUCGAUAGGUUGGAAAAUAAGUCAAAACGUACUUCUGUAUUUGACAGACUUGGCCCGCAGUCGAAAGAUUUGAAACCGCCCGUCUAUGAAAGAUUAGACAGUAAAAAGCAAGAGUACCAAGUUGUCAAGGAAGAAAAUCUUAUUCCAAUAAAGAAGAACGCACCAAGAAAGCAAGUCUCCAAUUUCUUCAUGCACUAUGGAGACUUAUUCAAUGUAAGAAUUGAAACCAUUUUUGAAGAACAGGGUGAAGAAAGUAUGGCUUCCUGUCAUCAUAUUACGAUCAGUGAUCCCGAAGAAGAAGAAGAAGAUGCGGAUGACACUCCCCCUGAACUUGAACAAAAGGUAACAAAUACAGUCGAUGUGCUAAAGGAGAUUAACCUUGGCACAAGCAACGAUCCUUGUCCAAUUUACAUAAGUUCUUGUAUGACUCCUGAAGAAGAGAAAGACUAUGUUGAUUUGCUGCUCGAGUUCAGGGACGUCUUCGCCUAUUCAUACGAGAAGUGA